UGAUAUCUUAGCACAUAAUGGGUGGAGCUUUUCCAAAGGACAUUUCCGGUAUAUAUGUUGUUUGACAGAAGAGUUUGACGAGAACAUCGGAGGUCAGCAUUGUUUGAUGGACCAGCUCUGUGACGUGGUGGCGAGGUUAGAAUGGGACAGAGCACUUCGGGACAAGAGUCCCCGGAUCCACCAGAGCGGAUGCUGUUAACUGACCGUUUUACAUGCCCUGACCCAAACCCCUUGGAAGAUUCAUUUGAUCUUACCCAGCAGGACGGCUUUGGCAACCUCAAGACUUUUGUGGAGGACCAACUGCAGACCAGCAUGAUGUUGGGCAUUGUGAUUGGCGCAGGCAUCGCCAUUGUUCUUAUUGCCAUCCUGAUCUUCUUCGUGAUGCGCAGGAUACAGCUUCGAAAUUUAGAAUCCCAGGAAGCUCCCAAAUACCGUUUCCGGAAAAGGGACAAAGUCAUGUUCUAUGGACGUAAGAUCAUGCGCAAAGUGUCCCAGUCUACCUCGUCUCUGGUGGGGACGGCGUCCUCCUCUCGUCCCCGUCUCAAGAAGAAACAGAAGAUGCUCAACAUUGCCAAAAAGAUCCUGCGCUUUAAGAAGGAGGUGCCCAUUCUUCAGUUAAAGGAGCCUCCUCCCUCCGUGCUGGAGGCCGACCUCACGGAGUUUGACGUGGCCAACUCACACCUCCCUUCAGAGGUGCUCUAUAUGCUCAAAAACGUCCGGGUCCUGGGCCACUUUGAGAAGCCCCUGUUCCUGGAGCUGUGCAAGCACAUGGUGUUCCUGCAGUUCCAGCAGGGCGAGUACGUCUUCAGGCCCGGCCAGCCCGACAGCAGCAUCUACGUGGUGCAGGACGGCAAGCUGGAGCUGUGCCUUACCGGACAGGAUGGAAAAGAUGGUGUGGUGAAGGAGGUCUAUCCUGGAGACAGCGUGCAUAGUUUGCUCAGUAUCCUGGACGUCAUCACCGGCCACCAAAAGCCAUACCGCACAGUGUCAGCGCGGGCGGCCGAGGUCUCUACCGUGCUACGGCUGCCUGUAGAAGCCUUCCUGUCCAUCUUUGAGAAAUACCCCGAGAGCUUGGUGCGCGUCGUGCAGAUCAUUAUGGUUCGCCUCCAGAGAGUGACAGUGAUGGCUCUGCACAACUACCUGGGCCUCACUAAUGAGCUCUUUAGCCAUGAGAUGCAGCCCCUGCGCCUGCUGCCUCCCUCUCCGCACCCCAGCCGCACCAGCCCCGUGCGGCACGGAAAACGCUUCGGCAGCCUCACGGUCACCGAGGAACAGCGCGAGGCCGCCGUCAGGGAGGCCACAGGAGGUGAGCAGGGGAAAGACGGAUCUACAGUGCCAACACUCAGUCGUGCAAUUUCCAUGCCUGUGGACAUAGCUGGCAUUCAGAAGGGCCUGCGGUCUGACUUUGACAUGGCAUACGAGCGUGGCCGCAUCUCUGUGUCGGCAGAGGACGGUAAUACCCCACCCACCUUCUCACGGUCUGUGUCACAGGACCAGAGGGAGAGGAAGGUGACGGUGGACGAGGCGCCGUCUGGAGUCUACCUCUACCCCGAGGAGGAGGGCUUCGAGAGCGUCUACGGCGCGUCGCCGUCGGGGCGACACAACCCUGCCCUGUUCGAGGAGGCCCAGAAGGAGAUCCUCAAACUCAUGAAGAUCGAGGACCCUGCGUUGUUGAAUGGGAGGGUGACGCUGCACCAUGCCAAAGCAGGGGCCGUCCUGGCCAGACAGGGAGAUCAGGACGUGAGUCUGCACUUCAUAUUGUCGGGGUGCCUGCACGCGUACCAGCGGAUGAUCGACAAGCAGGAGGCCGUGUGUUUGUUCGUGACCCAGCCGGGCGAGAUGGUGGGCCAGCUGGCCGUGCUCACCGGCGAGCCGCUCAUCUUCACCAUCAAGGCCUUGCGCGACUGCACCUACCUCAAGAUCUCCAAAUCCGACUUCUACGAGAUCAUGAGGGAGCAGCCCAGCGUGGUGCUGAGCGCCGCCCACACGGUGGCCGUCCGCAUGUCGUCCUUCGUGCGCCAGAUGGACUUCGCCAUCGACUGGAUGGCCGUGGAGGCUGGCCGCGCUCUCUACAGACAAGACGAUCAGUCAGACUGCACCUACAUCGUCCUGAACGGCCGUCUGCGUUCGGUCAUCCGCAAGGCCAACGGCAAGAAGGAGUUGGUCGGGGAGUAUGGUCGCGGUGACCUCAUCGGCGUGGUGGAGGCACUGACCAGGCAGCCGCGCGCCACCACGGUCCACGCCGUGCGAGACACAGAGCUGGUGAAGCUACCCGAGGGCACGCUCAACAACAUCAAGAGACGCUACCCUCAGGUAGUGACUCGACUGAUUCACCUGUUGGGCCAGAAGAUUCUGGGGAACCUUCAGCAGACGCGGGGCCCUUUCUCAAGUUCUGCGUUGGGCUUACCCUCCCUGGGUUCCAGCCCUGACGUCACCAACCCCGCCAGUAACCUCUCCACUGUGGCCGUCCUGCCCGUGUGCGACGAUGUGCCAAUCAAUGCCUUCAACCUGGAGCUAAGCCACGCCCUCAGUGCCAUAGGACCCACCCUGAUGCUGACGAGUGAAAUUAUCAGGGAGCGACUCGGAGCAUCAGCCCUCGACAGUAUCCAUGAGUAUCGGUUGUCUGGCUGGCUGGCCCAGCAGGAGGACAUCAACCGGAUCGUGCUCUACCAGACGGACAGCACCAUGACGCCCUGGACCCAGCGCUGCAUCCGGCAGGCCGACUGCAUCCUCAUCGUGGGCCUGGGGGACCAGGAGCCCGCCCUCGGCCAGCUGGAGCAGAUGCUGGAGAACACAGCCGUUCGGGCCCUGAAGCAGCUGGUUCUGCUGCACCGCGAGGACGGACCCGGACCCUCCAGAACCGUGGAGUGGCUCAACAUGCGCAGCUGGUGCUCGGGUCACCUGCACCUCCGGUGCCCACGCAGGGUCUUCUCCCGACGGAGUCCAUCCCGACUGAGAGAGGUGUAUGAGAAGGUGUUUGAGAAGACAGCAGACCGCCACAGUGACUUCUCCCGCCUGGCGCGAGUCCUGACUGGGAACAGCAUAGCACUGGUGCUAGGAGGAGGGGGAGCCAGAGGGUGCUCACAUGUGGGCGUGAUCAAGGCCAUGGAGGAGGCGGGCAUCCCCAUCGACAUCGUGGGCGGCACUUCCAUCGGCUCGUUCAUCGGUGCCUUGUAUGCGGAGGAACGCAGCGCCGUGCGCGUCAAACAGCGAGCACGGGAGUGGUCCAAGGCAAUGAACUCCGUGUUCAAAACGGUCCUUGAUCUGACCUAUCCCAUCACCUCCAUGUUCUCAGGCGCCGCCUUCAACACCAGCAUCUCCAACGUGUUUGAGGACAAGCAGAUUGAGGACCUGUGGCUGCCCUACUUCAACGUGACCACUGACAUCACGGCCUCGUCCAUGCGGGUCCACCAGGACGGCUCUCUGUGGCGCUAUGUGCGGGCGAGCAUGACCCUCUCGGGGUACCUGCCGCCCCUCUGCGACCCCAAAGAUGGCAACUUGCUCAUGGACGGUGGCUACAUCAACAACCUCCCAGCCGACAUCGCUAGGACGCUCGGCGCCAAGACCGUCAUUGCCAUCGACGUGGGCAGCCAAGAUGAAACCGACCUCUGCAACUACGGUGACAGCCUCUCGGGCUUCUGGUUGCUGUGGAAACGACUCAACCCCUGGGCGGAAAAAGUCAAGGUCCCCGACAUGGCGGAGAUCCAGUCGAGGCUGGCGUACGUGUCGUGCGUGCGGCAGCUCGAGCUGGUGAAGAAGAGCGCGUACUGCGAGUACAUCCGGCCGCCCAUCGACCGCUUCAAGACCAUGGACUUUGGCAAGUUUGACGAGAUCCACGAUGUUGGGUUUCAGCAUGGUAAGCUGCUCUUCACGGGUUGGGCUAGGGGCGACAUCAUUGACAACAUGCUGAAAGACUACCGGUCGGCCGACUACAACGACAGCAAGAAGACCGACUCCUGCACGUGCCCGGGAGCGGACUUCACCGACCUGGCCGAGAUCGUGUCUCGGAUUGAGCCAGUCCAGACCUUUGUAGCUGCUGAUGCAGAGGAGUCCGAUUGCCUGACUGAGUACGAGGAGGACGGCAUGGACACGGUGCGGGAGGAAGAGGGCGAGGGCGAAGGCGAGGAAGAGGAGGAUGACGGCGACGACCCGGAUGACCACUCCCCCGGCGAGUGGGGCCAGAACGGAGUCUUCCAGGCAGAUGUGUCCCAGGACGAGGAGAAGUCCGUCCGCCAGCGCCGGAAAACCCCUGGCGAUUCCAACACCUGCUCCGAGGUUUCAGACUGCUGACGUCACCCGACCUACCCCAGGUACUGAAAGGUCAGAGAUGAGGGGUCGGAGUGAGAGGGAAAAGGCUUGACCUCCCCCCACUCACACAAACACCUUGGAAGAGCAGCCUCCCUUGGAGACACAAAAGCAGAGGAGAACCAAAGAUACAAGCCCCCCGCCCCCCGCCCUUGGGGUGAAUGGAGCACGGACUCUAGGACCUAUUGAAUUGAGGGAAACCGUGUGUGUGUGUGUCUGUGUGUGUGUCUGUGUGUGUGUGUGUGUGUGUCUGUUCUCUCUUGUCUCCACUUAGCUUGCCCCACCCAGCACGACUGCAGACAAACUGAUGUCUGAUGACGCCGUUGUCCAAUAAAUAAACACUAAUCAUUAAUCACUAAUCAUUAAUUUAUUAAACCUUCUCCCACCACCGGUUUUCCUAAUGAUUUCCUCAGAAACUUCCCAGGAAGCAGCUGAAAAACAAUGUGUACUAAAACAAUAUAAUUGCAAGAUAUGAGUUAUUAUAUCUACACUUGUGAGGGGAGUGUGGAGGAAGGUGUGUGUGUGUGUGUGUGUGUGUGUGUGUGUGAGAACAAAAGUUGUUCCGUCUGUAUGUGAUCUUAAUUUAUUUGCCAUACUGUGAGUGAUACGUUUUGGAAUAAUGUGGGAAACCGUUCAAAAAAAUAUAACGAUUACACCCUUAAUGAUUCGUUUCAACUGGCCAGUGUGAUGAAAGGGCAUUGAAAGUAUUGAAAAAUGUUGUGGUCACCUGACGUACAGUAAACGUAUGCAGUGACGCCUUGCUAAAGGAGAGACCGUGGAAAAGGAAACGUAGGGAGGGAAUCAGAUUGUCCACUUGCAGAUCAGUGCAAUGAAGGGGAUGUAGAGGGCUACAGGUAGGAUAUGUAGUAUUUGAAGUAGGGGACGACUUUUAAAUGGAGAUUCAGAAGUAGGGUUGGAGAAAUACUGUUUGAAGGGAGAUAUUUUGUGGGUCGAGGUUUGGAACACGGUGGAAAUGUAGGGGAGA
Clupea harengus (Atlantic herring) is the source of this 5290-nucleotide messenger RNA. RefSeq names its product patatin-like phospholipase domain containing 6 (gene pnpla6). NCBI's taxonomy places the organism in Eukaryota, Metazoa, Chordata, Actinopteri, Clupeiformes, Clupeidae. Gene Ontology annotation, molecular function: phosphatidylcholine lysophospholipase A1 activity. Gene Ontology annotation, biological process: phosphatidylcholine metabolic process. Gene Ontology annotation, cellular component: endoplasmic reticulum. The record is from RefSeq and is a predicted model, not a curated record.